CACACCCUAGCUCUCCCCUACUCCAUGAAAAGCAGUCUUGAUAUCAGCUAGUCUACCGUCACUACAGUUCCGUUGCUGAGGGUCCCGAUUUCCCCAUCUGUCAAAACAACAGGCCACACUGGGCAUGGCGGCACACGUCUGUAACCCCAGCACUUGGGAGGCUGAGGCAGGAGGAUCGUGGGGCUACAUAGUGAGACACUUUCUUUUCAAAAAAGAAAGAGAGAGGGAGACAGACAGACAGAGAGAGAAGAAAGCAAUCAAGAGGGCCAGGGGCUGGAGAGGGUUGUUUGAGGGCAGAGUGGAAAGCCGGUCUUGAACCCCAGGACAGUCCCCUAAACAAGCGUGAAGACCCACCCGCGACGUCCUUGAGUAGGAUGCCGCGGCCGACACCGGGCCCCGACGCUCUCCAGAAGGGGGCGCUGGAGGACCGGCGCGGAGCUGCGCGCGCGGCGUGGGAACUUCCCCGCACCGCGCACUUCGAGGCGUCUAGCAGAGGAGACGCGCGUUAGGGACAGAAGGAGAGACUCGAGCACUCUGAGGGCAGCCCGGAGGAAAGAUGGAUCAUGUGAGUGGGCCUGAGAGGUUUAUGGAGCCGAGCUCCCGCGGCUGUAAAUCACUCGGUGCGCUCGGAUAUAAAGCGCCCGUCCAGCCCGGUGUGGGAGAGAGGAGACGCCCGCCGCCCCCUGAACUCCAACUCUGCGCGAGCUCCCAGGCCACUCAGUGACUCCCCUUCAGGCCUCCUGAAAUCGUCCCCACCAUGCUGGAGGCGCCGGGGUCCGGCCCCAAGGAGAGCGCGCCGGCGGCGCGGGCAGCCCCGCGCGAGGUGUGGAAGAAGGGCGGCCGGCUGCUGUCGGUGCUGCUGUCCGUCAACGUGCUGCUGCUGGCCAGCACGCUCGUCAGCGGAGGCGCCUUCAACAAGGUGGCCGUGUACGACACGGACGUGUUCGCGCUGCUCACCACCAUGAUGCUGCUGGCCGCGCUGUGGAUUCUCUUCUACCUCCUGCGCACCGCGCGCCGCCCGGGCGCAGUGCCCUACCGGGACGCACACGCGGGACCCAUCUGGCUCCGAGGUGGGCUGGUGCUGUUUGGAAUCUGCAGUCUCGUCAUGGAUGUCUUCAAGACCGGCUACUACUCCAGCUUCCUUGAGUGCCAGUCAGCCAUCAAGAUCCUGCACCCCCUCAUCCAGGCUGUGUUUGUCAUUGUCCAGACUUACUUUCUCUGGGUCUCCGCUAAAGAUUGUGUUCAUGUGCAUCUGGAUCUGACCCGGUGUGGACUCAUGUUCACACUCACCACCAAUCUGGCCAUCUGGAUGGCGGCGGUGGUGGAUGAAUCCGUGCACCAGGGGAGUGCCCACAGCAAUGCCAGCCACACCCGCCUCCUCCCUGACCCUGAGCGUGUGAGCAGCUCCAGCGGAGAUGCCUGCUCCUGUGACACGGCCGUCUGCCAGAUUUUCCAACAGGGCUACUUCUACCUGUAUCCUUUCAACAUUGAGUACAGCCUCUUCGCUUCCACCAUGCUCUAUGUCAUGUGGAAAAACGUGGGCCGGCUACUGGCUGCCACCCAUGGCCACAGCCACACGGUGUCCCGAGCCAGCCUCUUCCGGGAGACCUAUUUUGCCGGCCCUAUCCUGGGCCUAAUCCUGUUUGUGGUGGGUUUGGCAGUCUUCAUCUUCUAUGAAGUCCAAGUGAGCGAAGAGGGGGGCCGCACCCAGCAAGCCCUGGUCACCUACUACAGUUUCAACAUCGUCUGCUUGGGGCUCAUGACCUUGGUCAGCCUGAGUGGCUCAGUCAUCUACCGUUUCGACCGCCGGGCCAUGGACCACCAUAAGAAUCCCACACGUACCCUGGACGUGGCCCUGCUGAUGGGCGCCGCCCUGGGCCAGUAUGCCAUCUCCUACUACUCCAUUGUGGCUGUAGUGGUGGGCACGCCCAGAGAUCUACUGGGGGCGCUCAACCUGGCCCACGCGCUGCUCAUGAUCGCCCAGCACACCUUCCAGAAUGUGUUCAUCAUCGAGAGCCUCCACCGGGGACCACCCGGCGAGGUGCCUCAAGAGUCUCCUCCCAAAGAGCCCUGCCAAGGUCUUACCUUUGACAACCUGGAUGCCCUCCACACCUUGCCAGCCUGCCCGCCCACACCCAGGCUGGUCACCCCCAGCCCAGCAGACCCUCAGGCAGCAGUGACCGUCAUCUUGGCACCCAGGGACCACUGGAGACGCAGGUGCCUAAAAGACAUUUCUCUGUUUCUGCUGCUUUGCAACAUCAUUCUGUGGAUCAUGCCUGCCUUUGGGGCCCGGCCCCACUUCAGCAACACUGUGGAGGUGGACUUCUACGGCUACUCCCUCUGGGCAGCCAUCGUGAACGUCUGCCUGCCUUUUGGCAUUUUCUACCGCAUGCAUGCCGUCUCCAGCCUGCUGGAGGUCUACGUGCUGUCCUGAGGCCUUGGACAGAGACAUGGGCAUGAGGGUCAGCUUGGCUCAUGCAUCCACUCAGUGUCCCUCUGGGCUGAACCCCUGACUGGCCGACAUAGUGACAUCUUACCACCAUUGUCCACUGGCUCCAGAGUAGACUUUUCACAAAAAUUUAUUUUUCCAAGAUGAGUUUUUAAAUCAGAACAGGAUAUGCCCCUGUCCCGCCCCCCCUCCCCCCAGCAUUACUCUGGGGCCUAGGAUGAUUUGGGAAGGGAAAUCUUCCCCCAAAGCUUUCCUAGGACCUGCUAAGGUCUGGAAGUGCUGAUUCUGGCUCUGUCUUGAACCCAGUGUGCUUUCUGGGACUGGGAAUCAAUAAAACCUCAAUUCACCCCCA
Molecule: messenger RNA, 2801 nt
Organism: Cavia porcellus (domestic guinea pig)
Lineage: Eukaryota; Metazoa; Chordata; Mammalia; Rodentia; Caviidae
Gene: Otop2
Product: otopetrin 2
Exons: 8
Coding region: 758-2434 (558 amino acids)
Biological process (GO): proton transmembrane transport
Cellular component (GO): membrane
Molecular function (GO): proton channel activity
Source: RefSeq, a predicted model, not a curated record